Molecule: messenger RNA, 2280 nt
Organism: Periconia digitata
Lineage: Eukaryota; Fungi; Ascomycota; Dothideomycetes; Pleosporales; Periconiaceae
Source: the annotation of a GenBank genome assembly
CAUGGUGCAGAACCUGGAACUACGCCUAUGUGUUCAUUGCAAAAGACCAACGCAAAGUGAGGUAGUGAGCCGUACCAUCUGCAAGCGUGCUAUGCAGUCAUGGGUUCCGGCGUGUAAAGAUAGGAUAGACACAGCUGUUUCGCGUUACUAUCAUCCCACGAAUGAGCAUCAUCGGACAGAGGACGACGCAGUCUGAUGGUUGCGAGCUAUAUUCGAACUAUUUGAGGUUAGCGGAAAUACUGAUGGUUUUGGACAAAAAGAUUAUUUCAAUUCGAAUCCUGUAAUACGUGGGCCUAUGCGCGUGGAAGAGGGCACGCGGCAUCUUACUUAUUCACGACUACAACUUAUUACAUGUACACUGGGGACAAGAAUUCGACGCCUCUCCAAAUGGAAGACAACACGUUCAUACGAGAGAGAAGAAGGCAAAUUGCUACGGAUGGCGGCAGUGGCCGCGAGCACAAAAGCCGGCAGAAACAUAAGAAGCCGAAGUUGAACAGCCAAAACACCACCAGCACAACAGGCAUCCGCGCAAAAUACGCGGAACCAGGGGGAAGUUCCUCGAUCCACACAGACCCUGCGUACAAGGGAAAAGGGGCGAGAUGGGGAGAUGCAACUUUGGUGACCGACUCAAUGAAGAAGGGCAGAUUGUACCAGCCCGCACCAAACGACAAGCAGGAAUUGGAUCGACAGGAAUUGAUAGGACUUUAUCAACACCGCCGGCACAAUGAUUCAGAUGAAUACGAAAGCUCAUCGGCUGAGACGGUAGAGAGCGCUCCUGGGGCCUCCGCGUCUUUUUCAUCCAUGACAGACCUGUUGUGGACGGACGUUACGAGGCGUCCAAAGGCAACCAGUCUAGAAGAAGAUGCAAUAGCUACGGAGACGUCGCUUGUGAUCAUAGCAGAGUUGCUUACAAGUGAACAGGAGUAUAAGCUGUCUCACCUAUCAAUUUAUGUUGAAAAGAAUCCACAACUCCUUAGCGCUCUGAUAGAGAGCCGUUGGGAAGCUACAAUAAACCGACAAGACAGACCACGACGCUUCUCUGUGCUACGAAAGCCUACUAAGGUAGGCUCAAGAAUUAUUUACGAUGAAAUCCAAAUGUACCGUACCCGUUGCGCAGCAGCUGCGCGCGCACUUAUUGCAGAAGUCUACCAAUUCUCUGUCUCGGCUGGCCACGUGGAGAAAACAGUCACUUCUGCACUACAUAACUUUUCCUUCCUGUCACCAUUCCCUGAAGAGCCAAAGAAAUGCAGGUUCUGCAGCGAGUUAUUUGUGAGAUUGGCAAGCAGGUGUCUGUUUGAGGUUCGGGUCCGGCGAGAUCCUCUUGCAACCUCAACGAUUGCACGGAGAUACUUUAGCGAAUUAACAAAGGAGAUGGCAGCUUUUUUUGGCUCACUGCUACACGAAGGCCUGCGGGAAUGGCAGAGCGGCACGAGGAAGUCAUCGCGUAUACAUAGUGAAGCGGCUGAAGCGGCGUACGAUGCAAUGCUACGAAUGUGGACUCGUAUGGAUGACUGCAGGUUGACAGUAACGAAGCGAUUGGCUUGGGAUAGGAUAGUUCAGCAUGCCAAAGGCACAGAGAGGGUAAUAAUCCUGCCGGAAGAUGACAACUACAGCGACACCUCGGACCUGAUCCAGCUCAUGACCGAAGCCGAAUAUCGGAAGUUCGGCAACCUUGUGCGCUCAACGUCGCAAGAUGGGAGUAAGCAGGUUGAGAGACAGCUGCCUACUGGCCCGAGGGAAGAUUUCAUGUUUUCACCUAACGAAAGCAUUCCCGAAUCGGCAACACCUUCCCAUCCGAUAUCUCUUUCUGCCGGCAACGACGAUAACAGCACAGUGGAACACAAUGACCCACAGUGGGAUCCCGCUGUAGCAACAAUCACGGACAACUAUGUACUGCAAGAAAGCAGAUCUGGGAGUAAAAGCAAUGCUUUUCAGGAAAUUCCAAGCGUUGGGGAGCCGCCUACAAGGGAAAGCUGCAAAGAACGACCUCUUGCUCUAAUAAUUGUGGGACGGAUGCGAGGGAGAGAGAAGGAGUGUCAAUAUUCUUACAAAGGAGGGCAACACCCUCUGGACACCCUGCUGGAAAAAUCAAGAGCACGCCUACGCUUGUUAGGAUGGAAAAAGCAACAAUUGUUUGCAAGUUAUUUUGUUGGAAAGGAAGAGCACGUUAUUGGGGAUGACGACGAUUUCUGGAGGAUGGUAAGAUGGGCAAGGAGUGAGGAAAGUCCCCGUGUUAUUGUGCAGACGGAGGAGGACCAAUUUGCUGAACCUGAACUUUAA